Messenger RNA from Myotis brandtii (Brandt's bat), 6383 nucleotides. It is a transcript of the gene NR3C1, whose product is annotated as nuclear receptor subfamily 3, group C, member 1 (glucocorticoid receptor). NCBI's taxonomy places the organism in Eukaryota, Metazoa, Chordata, Mammalia, Chiroptera, Vespertilionidae. The record is from RefSeq and is a predicted model, not a curated record. The transcript has 8 exons. Gene Ontology annotation, molecular function: steroid binding; DNA-binding transcription factor activity; zinc ion binding. Bases 14 to 2350 code for a protein of 778 amino acids. Gene Ontology annotation, biological process: nuclear receptor-mediated glucocorticoid signaling pathway; regulation of DNA-templated transcription. Gene Ontology annotation, cellular component: nucleus.
CUGAUAUUUAUUGAUGGACUCAAAGGAAUCCUUAGGCUCCCCCAGUAGAGAAGAAAUCCCCAGCAGUGAGCUGGUUGGGGAGAGGGGAAAAGUGAUGGACUUCUACAAAACCCUAAGGGGAGGAGCUACUGUGAAGGUUUCUGCAUCUCCACCCUCACUGGCUGCUGCUCCUCUGUCAGACUCCAAGCAGCUACGACUUUUGGUUGAUUUUCCAAAAGGCUCAGGAAGCAAUGCGCAGCAGCCAGAUCUGUCCCAGGCAGUUUCACUCUCAAUGGGACUGUAUAUGGGAGAGACAGAAACAAAAGUGAUGGGAAAUGACCUGGGAUUCCCACAACCGGGCCAAAUCAGCCUUUCCUCUGGGGAGACAGACUUUCGGCUUCUGGAAGAAAGCAUCGCAAACCUCAGUAAGUCGACCAGUGUUCCAGAGAAUCCCAAGAGUUCAGCGUCUGCUACUGUUUCGGUUGCCCCCGAAGAGGAGUUUUCAAAAACACACACGGAUGCGUCUUCAGAACAGCAGAAUUUGAAGAGCCAGACCGGCACCAACGGUGGCAAUGUGAAGUUGUAUACCGCAGACCAAAGAGCCUUCGACAUUUUGCAGGAUUUGGAGUUUCCUUCUGGGUCCCCAGGUAAAGAGAUGAAUGAGAGCCCUUGGAGACCAGACCUCUUGAUAGAUGAAAACUGUUUGCUUUCUCCUUUGGGAGGAGAGGAGGAUCCAUUCCUUUUGGAAGGAAACUCCAAUGAGGACUGUAAGCCUCUCGUUUUACCAGAUACUAAACCUAAAAUUAAGGAUAAUGGAGAUCUGAUCUUACCAAGCCCCAGCAGUGUGACACUGCCCCAAGUGAAAACAGAAAAAGAAGAAGAUUUCAUCGAACUCUGCACUCCUGGAGUAAUUAAGCAGGAGAGACUGGGCCCAGUUUACUGUCAGGAAAGUUUUUCUGGGGCAAAUAUAAUUGGUAAUAAAAUGUCUGCCAUUUCUGUUCACGGUGUGAGUACCUCUGGGGGACAGAUGUACCACUAUGACAUGAAUACAGCAUCCCUUUCUCAACAGCAGGAUCAGAAACCUGUUUUUAAUGUCAUUCCACCAAUCCCUGUUGGUUCAGAAAAUUGGAAUAGGUGCCCAGGAUCUGGAGAUGACAACUUGACUUCCUUGGGAACUUUGAACUUCCCCGGGCGAUCGGUUUUUUCUAACGGCUAUUCAAGCCCUGGCAUGAGACCGGAUGUCAGCUCUCCUCCUGCAUCCAGCUCAGCAGCAUCGGGACCACCUCCCAAACUCUGCCUUGUGUGCUCUGACGAAGCGUCAGGAUGUCACUAUGGGGUCUUGACCUGUGGGAGCUGCAAAGUCUUCUUCAAAAGAGCAGUGGAAGGUAGACAGCACAAUUACCUUUGUGCUGGAAGAAAUGAUUGUAUCAUUGAUAAAAUUCGAAGAAAAAACUGCCCUGCGUGCCGCUAUCGAAAAUGUCUUCAAGCUGGAAUGAACCUGGAAGCUCGAAAAACAAAGAAAAAGAUAAAAGGAAUUCAGCAGGCCACUACCGGGGUCUCACAGGAAACUUCUGAAAAUUCUGCUAACAAGACAAUAGUUCCUGCAACAUUACCACAACUCACCCCUACCCUGGUGUCACUGCUGGAGGUCAUUGAGCCGGAGGUGCUGUAUGCAGGAUAUGAUUGUUCUUCCCCAGACUCUGCUUGGCGGAUCAUGACCACACUCAACAUGUUAGGUGGGCGACAGGUGAUCGCAGCAGUGAAAUGGGCAAAGGCAAUACCAGGAUUCAGGAACUUACACCUGGAUGACCAAAUGACCCUACUGCAAUAUUCAUGGAUGUUCCUCAUGGCAUUUGCCCUGGGCUGGAGAUCAUACAGACAAUCAAAUGCAAACAUGCUGUGUUUUGCUCCUGAUUUGGUUAUUAACGAGCAAAGGAUGUCUCUACCCUUCAUGUAUGACCAAUGUAAACACAUGCUAUAUGUUUCCUCUGAGUUACAAAGGCUUCAGGUAUCUUAUGAAGAAUAUCUCUGCAUGAAAACCUUACUGCUUCUCUCAUCAGUUCCUAAGGAAGGCUUGAAGAGCCAAGAGCUGUUUGAUGAGAUUAGAAUGACCUACAUCAAAGAGCUGGGGAAAGCCAUUGUCAAGAGGGAAGGGAACUCCAGUCAGAACUGGCAGCGGUUCUACCAACUGACAAAACUCUUGGACUCCAUGCAUGAGGUAGUUGAAAAUCUCCUUCACUAUUGCUUCCAAACAUUUUUGGAUAAAUCCAUGAGUAUUGAAUUCCCAGAGAUGUUAGCUGAAAUCAUCACCAAUCAGUUACCAAAAUAUUCAAGUGGAAAUAUCAAAAAACUUCUGUUUCAUCAAAAGUGACUGCCUUAAUCAGAAAGGUUGCCUUAAAGAAAGUUGACUUUAUAGCUUUUAUUGUACAAACUAUCGUUUAUCCUAUAGCGGUUAUGUUGUUUUAUUUUGCUUUUUUGUUUAUGUCUGGUGUUUGUUUUUGUCUUGUUUUAAACACGCACUACAUGUGGUUUAUAGAGGGCCAAGGCUUGGCGACAGAAGCAGUUGAGCCCUCGCUUUUCAGUGAUGGGAACAGUAGGAAGUGAUAGUUGGUGGAUCCCAGGAAUGAGAAACAAUGAGGGGGGGCCACCUCCCUGUCGGAGAAGGAUGGCACUCUAACCACCAGUGCCCAGUCUGCUCAGUGAACUUCCUGCUCAGACUUAUCACAGUUGGCUGGACAAAAUCUUCUAGACUUUUUGUUGGUGUAUUUGCCCUGUAUAGUUAGGAUAACAUUUUUUGAUUUAUGCAUGGAAACCUGAAAAAAAAAGUUUACAAGUGUAUAUCAGAAAAGGGAAGCUGUGCCUUUUAUAGCUAUUGCUGUCUGGUUUUAACAAUUUCCUUUAUAUUCAGUAAACUACGCUUGCUCAUUUUUCUUAAUUUUUGUAUUUGAGUUAUUGUACAGCUGUUUAAGAUGAUGGGCAACUAGUUCAUAGCUUUCCUAAAUAAACUCUAAACAUUAAUCUUCUGUGUGAAAAUGGGUUGGUGCUUCUAACCUGAUGGCACUUAGCUAUCAGAAGAUCACAAAAAUCGACUCAAAUCUCCAGUAUUCUUGUCAAAAAAAGCUCACAUUUUGUAUAUAUAUAUAUAUAUAUGCUUCAGUGGAGGAUUAUAGAGGUUGUGCAAAUUAACCACCCUAACUGGUAUCGAGCACCUACCUGGUCCAAACCUGCAGGGUAAACCAUAGAUGAUGGUUGCAAAAGACUAAUUAAAAAAAAAAAAAAAAACUACUAAGAGGCCCUGUCUGCACCUAACGCCCUAUCCCUGCAAUGGUUAACGGCAAGAACGCGAGUUUCCGGCCGUUCAGGACCUUCUGUUGUAGUUUGUAUAACUUCUUAAAAGUUAGGAUUCCAGAGAACCAGCGGAAACAAAGCUGAGGGAUUUUAAUCAGACCAAGCAAUUCCUCUCACUUUACCCAAAAAACGAAAUCUCUAAUGUGGCAGAAGUGGCUAGACACCCAUUUUCACAUUCCCAUCUGUCACAAUUGGUCUCCUUUCCUGGUGGCGCCGGGAAGCUCGGCGGCUGCUCCCUGUGACUUAGGCUGCGAGUCAGGCUCCCACGUGUGUAAGCCACACCCGCCCAUCCCCGUGUGCCAUGGAGUUUAACAAGUCUUGUGAAUUUUUUUCCUCGCUGUUGAGAAUUAAUCAUUUUAAACAGAAUAGAAGCUGUGGUAGCCCUUUCUGUGUGCACCUUACCACCUUUCUGUUAACUCAAAACUCAUACUUAUUAAGCCACAAGAAAUCCGAUUUCUAUUCAUGGUGGCCAAAUUAUUUGUGUAAUAGAAAACUGAAAAUCUAACAUUAACAAUAUGAAACUUCUAAUAUAUUUUUAUAUUUAGUUAUAGUUUCAGAUAUAUAUCAUAUUGGUAUUCACUAAUCUGGGAAGGGAAGGGCUACUGCAGCUUUACAUGCAAUUUAUUAAAAUGAUUGUAAAAUAGCUUGUAUAGUGUAAAAUAAGAAUGAUUUUUAGAUGAGAUUGUUUUAUCACGACAUGUUAUAUAUAUUUUUUGUAGGGGUCAGAGAAAUGUCGGUGGAUAACCUAUAUGAUUUAUAGUGUGUGCAAGCAUUCAUACAGGACAGGCAGCAGUGGUCCCAAACACCAAACGGGUUUGCUCCGGGGAAGAGAGAGAUGGAGACUGGUGCUGAGGCUCCGUCCCGCUCAGAUCUCAGAUCACAGAUCACAGAGGGAGUAACCCUCCGCCUCCCAGCAUGACCACCCUCUUGUUCCCGCGGUGAGUCUGGCAGGGCAGGUCUGGCUGACUCAGCCUCCUCUUGCGCUAACGCGUAGGAGCAGGAGCCAGCAAGGUGGUGCUCACACACGGACAGGCACCGUCUCAGAGCGGGGUUACUUUCACAGCAGCCUCGCCAACCGUGUCAUAAAAACAGAGGCUUGAGAAGUUGGGCAAUAAUACGCACAGAGGUACCAGCAAUAUGUAAAUAAUGCAGAAUCUCAUAGGUUGCCAGUAAUACACUAAUUCCUUUCUAUCCUACAAGAGUUCAUUUCCAAACAAAAUGAGGAUGUUUAUGUUUUCUUUGAAUGCUUUUUGAAUGUUAUUUGUUAUUUUUUCAGUAUUUUGGAGAAAUUAUUUAAUAAAAAAUGUAAUAAUUUGCUUUUUGAAUGCUCUCUAAAAGGGAAUGUUCCUUUUGUAAUGGUUUAAUUUGGUUCAAAGUAUUUUAAGUUGGUUUGUAACCCAGCUAGAUGUGAAAUUUUGGGUGCCUAAGAAAUACCACUUGAUUAUUAUUAUCAAUCACAGUGUUAAGAAUCAAAAAGAACUUCUGAAAGGUAACUUAUUCACUUAUAGAAUGUUAUAUGGUUAAAAUCAGAAAACACGUCAGACAUUAAUCAUAUUUUAGUCCCAGCAUCCUCGGCUCUUAAAAAAAUAAGAGGUCAGUGAAAAAAAUGAUAUGCUCACUUUGUUGUUAAAAAGAAAUCAACUGACAUUCAUAAAACUAUAGGAGGCUGUGCAUUAGAUGGAAAAUAAGCUGUGCCCUUUUUGAAUAUGUGGAAAGGAAGUUAUCUUAAUUAUGUUGUUCCUCUGAGUGUAAUUAUGGAUUUAAGUGAAAAAAAGGAGGUGCUAUUUGAAAGUAGCUUCAUUUUCGCUGUAUGUGGUAUCUUGCCAUCUGAAGCUCUUUAAGUUUGUAAUGUCAGUGAGAGUUGGUGACAGGCCUAGGUGACUCCCAACAAACCCUGAAAAGACUUUAAUUACUGGGAGAAGAAGAUGGCCCUCUUGGUGUUUUCAGGCCUUGCUGUGGGAUGCAAGUGCUUGUGGGGUGUAUGUACCCAAUUGUCUAAGACUAUGGGAGGGGAACCUAAAAGAGUACCUACCUUUUCCUGAAAAAGAAAAUGUCACCCCCAGGGAAACUAACAGGGUCAGGGUCUCUGGAGAGCUUGGUAGUUAGCACAGGAUGGAUUCUGGACAUGCAGAUAAAGGAGAGCCACAUGCUAACCUCACUUCAGAAUUGGGGCGGGGGCGGGGAGCCGUUCCAGUUUUACUUAUCUAUACGUCCUAUUAUCAUCGAGGCUUAUCAUUUUAGUUCUCUGUUAAAUACCCUAAAACUGCAUCUCCAUGGAAUGAGCAGUAUUAUUGCACUUUGAUCUGUCAGGAGUCUAGAACCAUGGCAGCCCUCAGUGGCCUUCGAACUCGGUCGGCCAUUCAGACAGUAGCUAUAGAUGAAUGUGUGCUUAUGUGCCUGGGUUGAGAGUUGAAAGGGAAAAUAAAUCAGAGUGAAAGGAGGACACUUGAACCACUUGGCAUGGAAGUUCAUCGUUUUCCUGACUAGUCCCCGUCAGCCUGGUCCAGCAGGAUUAGCGCCCAGGUCUUUGGGAAAGGGCCAGCUCCUCGCUAGGAAAUGGCUGGAAGAAGGAGUUUAUUUUCUGAUGAAAGGCUGUAUGAAAAGACCCUCCUCAAGUAACUUGCUUAACUACAUAUAGAUUCAAGUGUGUCAAUAUUCUAUUUUGUAUAUUAAACAAAUGCUAUAUAAUGGGGACAGAUCUAUAUUAUACUGUGUAUGGCAUAAUUAAGAAGCUUUUUCAUUAUUUUUUAUCACAGUAAUUUUAAAAUGUGUAAAAAUUAAAACCAGUGACUCCUGUUUAAAAAUAAAAGUUGUAGUUUUUUAUUCAUGCUGAAUAAUCUCUAGUAAAAAAAAAAAAGUCUUUUUAUCUACGCAGUGAAAUGUCAGACUGUAAAAUCUUGUGUGGAAAUGUUUAACUUUUAUUUUUCAUUUAAAUUUGCUGUUCUGGUAUUACCAAACCACACAUUUGUACUGAAUUGGCAGUAAAUGUUAGUUAGCCAUUUACAGCAAUGCCAAAUAUGGAGAAACAUCAUAAUAAAAAACCUGCUUUUUCAUUA